This is a messenger RNA of Paramecium sonneborni, 2823 nucleotides long. NCBI's taxonomy places the organism in Eukaryota, Ciliophora, Oligohymenophorea, Peniculida, Parameciidae. The record is from the annotation of a GenBank genome assembly.
AUGCUUAAAUUAAAAUUUCUAUUCAGCUCUUUCAAAUCUAAGUACAAACUAUUCAAAGAACGUUUAUUUACAUUAUAAACUAAUGUUGAAUAAUGUUAAACACUACCUCAACUUAAUUCAAUUAUGUAAGCAUUUUUAAAUGAAAAAAUUUAUGAUCAAAUGAUGCCAAUGAAGUUUUCUGAUAGCUCUAUAAUUCUUAAUAGACUUAAACAAGAAAUAGAAACAAAUUAAAACACAGAUGAUAUCUUAUUUGAAAACAUGAUUAAAUUUUUAGAAAUGCAAUUCCAAAAACCUAAUUUUAAAGAGUAUAUUGAAUGGUUAUUAUAAUAACCAAUUCAUAAUGAAUAUUAAUUUAUUCUACUCAUUUAAUUCUAUUCUGGUUUGAUUGUGAAUGAUAAAGAAGUUUUUAAUGUAUUCAAGAGAUAAAAGCAUUAAUUCAACACAAUUUUAAUCUAAAUAAUGGAGUAUUGUAUCAAUAAGAAGAAAUUACCAUAAUUAAAAUCUGAUAAAAUUGAUUAAUUAAGAGAAUAUUUGAAUAGUGAUAAUAAUUCACUUAAAGCAUAUGCCUUAUUAUUCUUAUCCUAAUAUGAUACAUCUAUAACAAACUAUCCUAAUGCUACAUGUCAUCCUGAAAUAUUAUUAUAAGUCCUUUAAUACUCAGAAUUAGAUGAUCAUUAAAUGAAUUACCUUGUCUCUCAAAUUUAUUAAGGAAUUAAUUAAUGGCAUAUAUACUACCUUGCUCAACUUUUUUUUUUACUCAAUAAAUUUAAACCAUCCCCAUUGUUUCUUGAUUUAAUAUAAAAAGUUUAUAUUGAACGAAUUCUAGAUUAAGAAGGAAAUUAUUAAUUCGAUUUUAGAAUUUUAAAGAAUUUUAUUCUAGUUUCACAAAAAAAUCAAGCUUUUAAAGAUUAUAAAAUUUAUAUGCUUUUACUUAAAAGAGUUAUGCAAAUGUCUAAAGAAACCAAUUUUAAUGAAAAAACUUUAGAAAAUAUUAUAAGAUCUGUUUAUUUUUCAUUAAGAGAACUUUGUAUUGAAAAUGAAACAUUUUUUGAUGAAAUUCCAUAAUAUAUUAUGAACGAUGAACUUAUUGAUUUAAAAAAAUGUUUAGAAGAAUGGUUAGAGAAAUCUGUCAUUCUAGAAUCACUUUCUGUUGUUAAUUUAUUUAAACUUAAUAUUCCUUAAGGUUUUUGUGAAAAAUAUCUAACUACAAUGAAUAUUUAAGAAAAACAUUUAAGAGCCAUUAUUAGAUUAUUAAAUUAAAGUAAUUAGUUCUAAUUAAAUUAAAGAACUUGUGAAAUUUUAGUUGAUUUUAUUCAUAAAUUUAAAAUAGAUUACUUAAAAUAUUUAUAACCAGAUAAUCUGCAAAUUUAUCCUCAUAAUUUAAUUUAGCAAGUGAUUAAAGCAAUUAUUAAAAAUUCUAAUGAUGAAUCUGUAAUAGAAUUCAUUUACAAAUAUGCUUAAUAUCUAUAAAAUAAUAAAAACAUUUGUGAGUAAAUAGGCCUUAAUUUUUAAUUUAUUGCUCCAUACAUAAAAUUUUAAAUUGAAGCAGAAUUUACAGCAAAAGUGGAUUUUGAGUAAUUACAUAAAUGGUUAUUGAUUUAUAAUAUCUUAGCCCCUUUUGAUGAUGAAAUUAUCAUGAAACUUAAAGAAAAUAUACCCAAAUUUUCACCAUCUCAAAUUUCUAAUUUAUUAUCAUCAUGUGAUCAAUUAAGAGAUAAACUAAAAGAUUUUAAUUAAAUUAAUGAAAUACAAGGUUAAAAUAAUUAUAUUGAUGUCUAUUUAAAUUAAAAAGGUCAUCUACCUAAAUCUAUUUAAACAAUUGAUGAUAUAAUCCUAGCUAACUUUAAAUGCCUCAAUAUGAAUUAUUAUAAAUCGAAAAAAAUAAAAAUUGAACUUUUAAAAAAACUCUAAGAAACAAAUGAAAUACCAAGUAUCGAAUAAGCAUAUGAAUUACUGAUGGGUUGGAGAGUUACUGAUUUUAAUAUUGAUACAUUUGAAAAAUUAAUUAAAAUAGUCAAAGAUUAGAUUAUGAAUUCAGAUUUUCAUCAAAUUCAUAAAUUGAUAUCAGAACUUGUUUAAUAACAUCAAUUACAUCCAGGAAUCUUAUAUAAAGCUUAUUAAAAAGUAUAAAAUGUUUUGAAAAGUAAUUUUAAAGAUGUCAAGGAUAAAGUUAGUAUUAUCAAAUUAGCUAUUAUAUUAAAACGAAUUUAUCCAACUUUGACAAUAGAACUAACACCUUAAGAGGAUGAAGAAUGCUAAUUUGUUAAUUAAAUCAUUGAAAAUAUAUAUUUUAAUAAAGGGAAUUUUAUAACCUAAACUAAACCUUUCAUGAUGAAUUAUAAUUAAUUUUAUCCUUUUGUUUGUAAAAAUUUAUCUGACUUUGUUAAUGAUUUUUAAACAUUCUAAGAUAAUUUAAAUAUAGCUAUAGAUGCAUAUGUUUAAGGAGUGAAGUUAUUAGUUAAUAUUUAAGAUUUAAAAAAGGAACUUGAAAAACCAUCCUUGAGUGCAUUAUAAUAAUUAAAGCUUGCCUGUUUGAUUGUUAAUGUUUAAAAGAAUGAUUUUUUAAAAGAAUAAUUAAAAUUCAAUUUUUCUCAUAUUGAUCCUAGCACAAAUUAUUUAUUUUAAGAUGAUUUAGUUGUCUGCUAUGAUGUAAUGAAUAAAUUAUUUCCAAAUGAAGGUAUAGGAAAAAAGUUAGAAUUAAUGGUUUUUAAGGCGUAUGAUUCUUUUUAUGAACCAACUUUGAUUUAUUUAUUUAGUGAGCGUCUCUUAAAUAGUAGAACAAUUUCAAUAAUUGAAGAUAGAUUAAUAAAAUGGAAAAUUUGA